Ahaetulla prasina is the source of this 1869-nucleotide messenger RNA. RefSeq names its product DnaJ heat shock protein family (Hsp40) member C17 (gene DNAJC17). Gene Ontology annotation, biological process: spliceosomal complex disassembly. Gene Ontology annotation, cellular component: spliceosomal complex. Bases 158 to 1084 code for a protein of 308 amino acids. Gene Ontology annotation, molecular function: RNA binding. The record is from RefSeq and is a predicted model, not a curated record. Lineage: Eukaryota; Metazoa; Chordata; Lepidosauria; Squamata; Colubridae. The transcript has 11 exons.
CGUUCCUAAAGAGAAAAAUCCACGUUUCCCAGAAGCCAAAUCGCUGUCGGGGGACGAAGGAGUUGGGGGAAGGGACCAAAAAAAAAAAAAAACACCGCUCGAGAGAGAAUCAUCCCGGUGGGGAACUAACUGUCGGAAGAAGCGAGUCUUGAGGGAAAUGGCGGUCGAUAAAGAACUGUUGGAGUUGGACCUCUACGCGCUUUUGGGAGUGGUCGAGAAAGCGACGGAUAAAGAGAUUAAGAAAGCCUAUAGACAGAAGGCCCUGACCUGUCAUCCAGAUAAACAUCCAGAUAAUCCCAAAGCAGCUGAACUCUUCCAUCAAUUGUCUCAGGCAUUAACAGUUCUAACAGAUGCAGCAGCAAGGGUAGCCUAUGAUAGAGUAAGGAAAGCCAAGAAACAAGCAGCAGAAAGGACCCAGAAACUUGAUGAAAGAAGGAAGAAAGUCAAACUUGAUCUUGAGGCUCGGGAAAAAGAAGCUCACUCCCAGGUUAGCAAGGCAGAAGAGAUUGAGAUAACUAGGACAUUAGAGCAAGAGAUCCAACGGUUACGUGAAGAGGGAUCUCGACAACUGGAGGAACAACAAAAACUCAUCCAGGAACAAAUCCGGCUUGAGAAACAGCGAAUACGAAGUAAACAAGAUGGGUAUGGAGGGAAUGGCACAGGAACACCCAAGCUCAAACUUCGAUGGAAGUGCAAGAAAGAAGAUGAAACUAAUGGAGGUUACUCAAAAGAAAUUCUACUGCAAAUUCUACAAAAGUAUGGUGAAGUUCUUAAUUUGGUGAUCUCUAACAAGAAGGCUGGAAGUGCAGUUGUGGAAUUUGCAACAGUGAAAGCUGCUGAGAUGGCAGUGAAGAAUGAAGUUGGCCUAACAUACAAUCCUUUAAAAAUCACCUGGCUGGAAGGUCAACCACAGAGUAGCACAGUGUUUGCUGAUGGCACUAUUCACCCACAUAUAUCCCAGGAUUCAGUCGUUUCUGAGAGGGAUUAUGAAAGCCUUGUGAUGAUGCGCAUGCGGCAAGCUUCCGAGAGGCAGAAGCUGAUUGAAAAGAUGAAACAGGAAGAUGAAGAAGAGUCUUGUACAUAGUAGAAGGGGAAAUGGCAUUGGCAUGCAUUUUUGCUUAUAAUUCUUAAAUCAAUAAAAACUAUUGAAGGAAAAACUUCAAAAUUACUGUAGAUUUCUUGGAAGAAUAACUGAUCACCCCGAUUAAGGGGAUCUAUAAAGUGAAAAUCUAUUUCAAGUUUUUCGGUGUUAAAUUACCCUGAUAUCUGGAAUUUAUACAGCAGUAGCAAAUCUGCAUUUUCAAAAACCAUAUCCUUCCUUGUUCAUCACGUUUCCUGACUCAUUGAAGCAAUAUGAGCUCUAUAACACAUUUCUUAUGAUAGUGAUUUCUACUCAUCGCAACUCAUGGCAAAUCUGACUUUAAAGGACCAUCGUGCUCUUCACUCUAACAUAUUCUUUAUAAAUCCACGUAUUUGUUAGAUAUAGCAUACCCUUUUGCUUAAAAGAGUUCUGUAGUUACCUUAUUUUUAUCUUUGUAAUAAAUCUGUGAAAUUCAUUUGGUUGAAAGUUGGUUACAAGCUCAAUUUCAUGGCUAAAUUGUGAUCUCACCCAUUUUCUCAAUUCUUACCUAGAACUCUAAAUAGCACUGGUGGUCAUUCAUAGCCAUCUACAUCACAAGGAAACUGAACCAACUAUGAGUAUUGACAAUGCAAUCUAAACCAAAAUAAAUUGUUACAAAGAGUGUUAAUUAUUUGGCACUUCCAGUUCAGCAAUAAAACAAUGUGAAACUAAUAUAGCUCCUUGAAUGAGGGAAAGAUGCUGCACUAGAUCAGUGUAUUAGUCCCAUUACCUGCCAAUAUACAAGUUGU